AUGGACGGGACGAUCCGGUGCUCCGCUAACUACGUCCCCUUGACCCCGAUCAGUUUCCUGGAGCGCUCGGCGGUGGUGCACGCGGAUCGGCCGGCGCUCGUCGACGGCUCGAGGAGGUUCACCUGGAGGGAGACGCGGGGCCGGUGCCUGAGGCUGGCAUCGGCCCUCGCUCAGCUGGGGAUCAUCCGCGGAGAUGUGGUGAGUCCCCUUUUAUCUCGGACUCGCCGUUGAUUUCUGAAGUGUCGUUCCUUUCAGUGCGGUAGACCUCCUUCCUGUGUCCCAGCUCUGGCCUGCAACCUGUUUCAGUAUUUGCCCGUGGCCCGGGCACUUAUCUUCCUUCCUUUUCUCGUAUCUUAAGCUUGGGAAAUCUUCCUCUUUCGUCUUCCUCGGUUGAGUUCCAGUGAUCCCUGGUCGUCUGUUCUUUUGAUUCAGGUGUCUGUUCUGGCCCGAAAUAUUCCGGCGAUGUACGAGCUCCACUUCGGCGCUCCCAUGGCCGGCGCGGUCCUGUGCACGAUGAACACGCGGCAUGACUCCGCCACGUUAUCGGUCCUCCUCAAGCACUCGGGGGCCAGAGUCUUCUUCGUGGACCACCCGUUCCUGGAGGUCGCCAUGGGAUCCUUCAAGCUGAUGUCGGAGGCGAACCCGGCGCCUCCACCCCUCCUGGUGGUCAUAUCGGAGUUUCCCUCCGCCGGCGACUCUCCGGGGAGCCUGGAAUACGAGGAUCUCCUCCGGCGAGCGAAUCCUAACUUCGAGAUCCGGUGGCCGGCGGAGGAGUGCGACCCGAUCUCCCUGAACUACACGUCCGGCACCACCUCCAGCCCCAAGGGGGUCGUCUACAGCCACCGAGGCGCGUACCUGAAGGCCAUCGCCGCCGUCCUCCUCAGCAACGUCCCCGCCGCGCCGGUAUACCUGUGGACGGUACCCAUGUUCCACUGCAAUGGGUGGUGCAUGGCGUGGGGCGUCGCCGCGCAGGCCGGCGCCAGUAUCUGCCUCCGGCAGGUCUCCGCCGGCGCCAUCUUCGCCGCCAUCGCCGAGCACGGGGUGACGAACAUGGGUGGCGCACCGACGGUGCUGAACACGAUAGCCAACUCGCCAGAGGCGGAGCAGCGGCGGAGGAACAGGGCGCCGGCGACCGGGAAGGUGGUGAGGGUUGUGACUGGGGGAGCGCCGCCGCCGGCGGAGGUGUUGUUCAAGAUGGAGGAGCUUGGCUUCGAGGUGACGCACUCGUACGGGCUGACGGAGACCUAUGGGGGAGCCACCGUCUGCGCGUGGAAGGCGGAGUGGGACGCGCUACCGGCACUGGAGCGGGCGAGGGUGAAGGUCCGGCAGGGGCUGCAGCACGUCGCGCUGGAGGCGGUGGACGUGAAGGACCCCACCACCAUGGAGAGCGUCCCCGCGGAUGGGAGGACCAUGGGAGAGGUGAUGUUCAGGGGGAAUACGGUGAUGAGCGGUUACUACAAGGACGGCGGCGCAACUAGGCAGGCCUUUGCCGGCGGAUGGCUCCGGUCGGGGGACCUGGCGGUGCGGCACAGCGACGGGUACAUCGAGCUCAAGGACAGGUCCAAGGACAUCAUCAUCUCCGGCGGGGAGAACAUCAGCACCAUAGAGGUGGAGGCGGCGCUGUACGGGCACGCGGCGGUGCUGGAGGCGGCCGUGGUGGGGCGACCAGACGAGCACUGGGGAGAGACGCCGUGCGCGUUCGUGAAGCUCAGGGAGGGGGCGCGGGUGGGGGCGGAUGAGCUCAUCGCCUUCUGCAGGUCGCGGCUGCCGCGGUACAUGGCGCCGAGGACUGUCGUGUUCGUGGAGGAGCUCCCCAAGACCUCCACGGGGAAGACGCAGAAAUUCGUCCUCAGGGAUAAGGCGAGGGCCAUGGGGACCUCCCGCAGCAAGCUCUGA
This is a messenger RNA of Spirodela intermedia, 1896 nucleotides long. The record is from the annotation of a GenBank genome assembly. NCBI's taxonomy places the organism in Eukaryota, Viridiplantae, Streptophyta, Magnoliopsida, Alismatales, Araceae.